Molecule: messenger RNA, 1110 nt
Organism: Torulaspora delbrueckii
Lineage: Eukaryota; Fungi; Ascomycota; Saccharomycetes; Saccharomycetales; Saccharomycetaceae
Gene: SIS1
Product: type II HSP40 co-chaperone SIS1
Exons: 1
Coding region: 1-1110 (369 amino acids)
Biological process (GO): translational initiation
Cellular component (GO): cytosol
Molecular function (GO): protein-folding chaperone binding
Source: RefSeq, a predicted model, not a curated record
AUGGUCAAAGAAACUAAACUUUACGAUUUAUUGGGAGUAUCACCUACUGCUAAUGAACAAGAAUUGAAGAAAGGUUAUAGAAAAGCUGCUCUGAAAUACCAUCCUGAUAAGCCUACUGGUGACACUGAGAAGUUCAAGGAAAUCUCGGAAGCUUUUGAAAUUUUGAAUGACUCGCAAAAGAGAGAGAUUUACGAUCAAUAUGGUCUAGAGGCCGCUAGAAACGGUGGUCCAGCAUUUGGUGGGGCUAGUCCCGGUGCUGGUGGUUUCCCUGGUGGAGCAGGCGGAUUUUCGGGAGGUCAUGGUGGACAUGCGUUUAGUAACGAGGAUGCAUUUAACAUCUUUUCAUCGUUUUUCGGUGGUAGCUCUCCAUUUGCAGCCGGUGGGGAUGAAGGCUUCGGAUUCUCUUCUUUCCCAGGUGGUAGCAGUGGUGGGACCAGAUUUAGUUCCGGUGGAUUCCCAGGUGGUAUGCCCGGCGGAAUGCCUGGUGGUAUGCCUGGUGGUAUGCCUGGUGGCAUGCCCGGUGGUAUGCCCGGUGGCAUGCCAGGCGGUUACAGAUCAGGAUCUGCUUCUCCAUCGCAAGUCGAAGAAGAAGUGGUUUCUGUUAAUUUACCUGUCAGCUUGGAAGAUCUAUGCGCAGGUAAGAAGAAGUCGUUCAAGAUUGGUAGAAAGGGACCUAACGGUACUUCUGAGAAGACACAGAUUGAUAUUCAAUUGAAGCAAGGUUGGAAAGCAGGUACUAAGAUUACUUACAAAAAUGAAGGUGACUAUAACCCACGUACAGGUGGUAGAAAAACAUUACAGUUCGUCUUACAGGAGAAGGCUCAUCCUUUGUUCAAGAGAGAUGGUGACAAUUUGAUCUACACUUUACCACUAUCAUUCAAGGAGUCACUUCUCGGGUUCUCAAAGACCAUUCAAACCAUUGACGGUAGGACUUUGCCAAUAUCAAGAGUCCAACCAAUUCAACCUUCUGAAUCUUCUAGGUAUCCAGGUCAAGGUAUGCCAAUCACUAAGAAACCAGGUCAAAGAGGUGACUUGAUUGUCAAAUAUAAGAUUGACUACCCAAUUUCUUUGAACGAUGCUCAAAAGCAUGCCAUUGAUCAAAAUUUUUAA